Molecule: messenger RNA, 1732 nt
Organism: Chlamydomonas reinhardtii
Lineage: Eukaryota; Viridiplantae; Chlorophyta; Chlorophyceae; Chlamydomonadales; Chlamydomonadaceae
Exons: 5
Coding region: 213-452 (79 amino acids)
Source: RefSeq, a predicted model, not a curated record
UACCGCGUUUGCGACCUCAUUACAUUAAACCAAGACUUUGCACAUCUUUGCAAAGUUCUUGACUUCAACCAUUCUAGGUUUUGCAGCCCAAAACGGACUCUCGCUUUGUGGGCAGAGUUUGUUAGGCUUGCCAAAAACGGCAACUUCGGGCUUGUUAUCCUGUGCAAGGCCUGCUGCGGCGCAGCGGCCUCGACUUGAGGCCCAGAGCGGAAAUGCUCGCUUCCUCGCUGUCCCGGCUCCUGGACUCCGCGGGGUCCGUCCUGGGCGGCGCUUUGAGGGAGGGUCUACGCGGUGUGCAGCGAGUGGUGGUCGUGCUGCAGCCCGGCCCGCUUGGCGGCAGGCUGGAGCGGUGGGAGGCGGCGAGGCAGGAGACGGCAGAGCGGCAGGUGCAGGCGGCGGUGGAGCGCUUUCAGGCGCUGCAGCGCUCUCAGCCCAGCAGCAGCAGUCACUAAGCGCGGCGGUGGCGGCCGGCGUGAGCUCCGGCCUCGCCGCCGCCGGCACUGCGCAGGCAGUAGCAGCCGGCGGUGGCGGUGAGGGCUCCGGCCUGCAAGGCCCCGCCGCGACCGCAGCGGUGUCAGCACCAGUGGCGGCGGCAGCCGCGGCGGCGGCCGCGGCUGCAGCGGUGGUGGCAUUGGAUCGCUGUGGAGGUGGUGGACGAGGUGGUGGACGCCGCAACCGCAGGCGAGCUGGAGGCGGCGGAGGCGGCGGCGGCCGACCUGACGAAUCGGAGGAGGCCGCAAUGAUGGUGCUGUACCUCGCGGGGUUCUGCUUGGUGAUGUUCAUGGUGGUGGGCUUGCCGAUGAUGUGCCUGUCCUGCCUGUUCUACUGUGGCGCAGCGGUUGCCGGCUUGCUGUUUGCAACCACCGCCGUACUGGAGGGGAUGUCGUACAUGCUGUACGGCACGGUGUGUGCGGGCGCGGCCUCGAGCGCCAUGGUGAUGGCGGUGACGCAGGGCUGGGACAAAGCGGCGGCGGAGUGGCUGGUGCGACUGUGGGGCGGCGGAGGCGGAGGAGGCGGCGGAGGCGGGGCGGGAGCAGGUAUGGGAGCAGGAGUGGGUGCAGGAGUGGGUGCAGCGGGAGUGGGAGCAGGAGUGGGUGCGGUGGAGGAUGCGCUGGGUGCAGCGUCUUCAGCUGGUCGCAGCGGCAGCGGUGGCGGCGCCGCUGAGGAUGUUAUGUACGGCUUCGUGCGGGCGGCGGUGAUGUUGGCGGGCGGGCUGUUGGCGGCGGUCGUGACUGACGUGAGCUUUGCGGCCAUGGCGGGGGUCAGGCGGCGGAGCCGUGCAAGCGCGCAGCAAAUGGGGGUGGAAGCAGGGCCGCCGGCGGCAGCAUAGCGCCGCGCGGCAUUGGCAUCAAAGGCUAAUGUCUGAUUGCAAGCUGUAUGAUGUCAAGGAUUGCGAAUGAAUGAACCAUGGACUGUGAUAUUGCUGCUGUGGUGCUUCAAGUCAUGUCCUCAUCGAUGGUGUGCCCUGAUGCGCGUAGCGUACACGAGCACUUGUUUGUCGAGGAGGACUAGUGAAACACGAAGUGGCAGGUGGCUGCACGCGCAGAGAAGAGGCAUGACAUGCGCGCUGUGCGUGCACAUGUUACGGCAGAAGCGUGCACAUGCAUGUGAUGUCGCCAGCUGCGUCAGUGCCGUGAGUGGCCUGCCUGAAUGCAGCUGUGUAUGCAUCGAAUCCAUUCAUCAAUGAAAGCGGCACAUGUUCGAGCUGUGUGGAUGAUGGUCCCAAAACUCA